This is a messenger RNA of Arabis nemorensis, 675 nucleotides long. The record is from the annotation of a GenBank genome assembly. Lineage: Eukaryota; Viridiplantae; Streptophyta; Magnoliopsida; Brassicales; Brassicaceae.
AUGAAUGAGUUUCCUUCUUCGAUCGAUAGAGAAGUAGCUUCUUCUCUUCUUCUCCUUUCCUCUGGGCCUUCUUCAAGUGAUAGAUCUGGAUCGGAAGGAAAAACCGUAUCGGUGAGUGAAAGUUAUGGUCAAGGAAGCUUGAGCUUGAGCUUGAGCUUCGUCUCUUCGGAAACUAGAUCGUGCGAGUCUGUUCUCUCCAACAAUGUUUCGUAUCGGAAGAGAUCUGAGUAUGAUUUCAUGAAUUUCAAGAUUGCUAAAAAAAGCCGUACAAAUGUGAUAUGGAGCUCGGUUGAUUCGAAGCCAACAAAUUCAAAGAAUCAUGAGCUUGAUGAUAAUCUCUCUAAAUGCUCCAGUAACUCCAAAGAAGAAUCAUGUUUGUCUACGGGUUCGAGUGAGAUCUCAAGCACAGCAAGCAGAAUCAAAACCAUAAGUCAUGAGAAACCACACAGAGAAUCAAAGAAGAGAGAAAGUCACAGGUCGAGUUCCAUUCGUCGUAGAGCAGUAAAGAUCUUGGAGUUUCUCUCCAAUGGCUACUCUUCUGAAGUCAAAAUCCGUCAAGUGCUUGGUGAUAGUGCAGAUACAAGCAAAGCUCUAAGAAUGCUGUUGAAGAUGGGUAAUGUGAAGAGAUCUGGCGCAGGAGGAAAGCAUGAACCCUUUGUUUACAAGAUUGCGUGA